AUGGAUGUUUACUCCACUAUCAAGUUUGUUAAACGCGAUAAAAGCAAUGAGAAUGAGAAGUUAUUCCAGCUCAUGUACUUGGACCACGACGGGAAUGACCAAUCCAAUACCCCUUUCACUAGUGCUGAGACAUUAGUCCAUGACAUCCGGCCGAAGAAGUCAUCCCUCUCAUUCGAUAAAGAAGGCUUCGUCGUCCUUGAUCUCGAUUCCCAGAUGCAACCCGAAGAUUUUUAUGACCGGAACAAGGUUAAAACUAUUUUUGGGACUCAACUUCGGGAUGCACUGAAAAAGUUAACAGGAGCCCGAUGCGUCUACUUUCAUGAGACUGUGAUUAGAGAGCGAGGGGCUGCAUUUAAUUCUUCAGACGAUGGUCUAAUGAUGAAAGCUAAUAAUUCCCCAUACGAACAGCCUGUCCAAGUUGCUCACGUUGAUUACACUGCCGACCAGCUGCGAUAUAUUGUCCAGGAACUCACUGGCGAAGAACUGGAUGAUGAUAUCCAUCUCCAAGCUUUCAAUGUGUGGAAACCACUUCGGGGGCCAUUGAAAGACUGGCCCCUUGCCUGCUGUGAUGCAAGCACUGCCGACUUGGAGACGGAUUUCCACAAGAUGGAUUCUGUUUUUGCCGAUGGAUUUAUCGAAGGCUACAUUAUGGGGUAUAGCGCGAACCAAAAAUGGUGCUAUUUGUCAGACCAGACUCCGAACGAAUUGCUCGUCUUUAACAUUGCAGACUCGCAUAACACUUUCCGCCCGGUCCCCCACUGUGCAUUUUUCAAUCCCAAUUGCCCCGAAGAUGAGGAGAGAAGACAGAGUAUUGAGUUCCGAUGCAUCGCGGUCUACUAG
Clonostachys rhizophaga is the source of this 840-nucleotide messenger RNA. NCBI's taxonomy places the organism in Eukaryota, Fungi, Ascomycota, Sordariomycetes, Hypocreales, Bionectriaceae. The record is from the annotation of a GenBank genome assembly.